Ochotona princeps (American pika) is the source of this 4678-nucleotide messenger RNA. It is a transcript of the gene ROCK2, whose product is annotated as Rho associated coiled-coil containing protein kinase 2. Bases 381 to 4547 code for a protein of 1388 amino acids. Gene Ontology annotation, cellular component: cytoskeleton; cytoplasm; centrosome. NCBI's taxonomy places the organism in Eukaryota, Metazoa, Chordata, Mammalia, Lagomorpha, Ochotonidae. The transcript has 33 exons. The record is from RefSeq and is a predicted model, not a curated record. Gene Ontology annotation, molecular function: small GTPase binding; Rho-dependent protein serine/threonine kinase activity; ATP binding. Gene Ontology annotation, biological process: actomyosin structure organization; regulation of actin cytoskeleton organization; regulation of cell junction assembly.
GUGGGAGCCAGCGGCGGCCGCGGCCACGGCCACGAUGGGAGCGGGCGGCCGGAGGACGUAGUGGCCCGCUCCUGGGCUCCAGCGUCCCGGGACGCCGAGGGCGGGCCGGCCCCUGUGGCGGCGGCGGCACUUCCUUGCGGGAGCUCGCCGCGCACCGGCGGACCGGGCGGCGCGAAGCCGCCUGAGGGGCGGGGACGCCGGCCGCUCCCGGCCGGGCCCCUCGGAGCCGCCUCGGGCCCCCAGCGCGUCGUGGAGCUCGGGAGACAGAGCCGGAGGCGGCCGGAGCCCCCCUGCUCGGAGGGAGCCGGGGCUUCGGGGGUCGGCACUAGGCCCCGCGGCGCGAGGAGGAGCCGGAGUGCGGGCCCGGCGCUGGCGGCGGCAUGAGCCGGCCCCCGCCGACGGGGAAAAUGCCCGGCGCCCCCGAGGCCGGGCCAGGGGACGCGGCCGGCGCGGGCCGCCAGAGGAAGCUGGAGGCGCUCAUCCGAGACCCUCGCUCCCCCAUCAACGUGGAGAGCUUGCUGGAUGGUUUAAAUUCCUUGGUCCUUGAUUUGGAUUUUCCUGCUUUGAGGAAAAACAAGAACAUAGAUAAUUUCUUAAAUAGAUAUGAAAAAAUCGUGGAAAAAAUCAGAGGCCUGCAGAUGAAGGCAGAAGACUAUGAUGUUGUAAAAGUUAUUGGAAGAGGCGCUUUCGGUGAAGUCCAGUUGGUUCGUCAUAAAGCAUCACAGAAGGUUUAUGCCAUGAAGCUUCUUAGCAAGUUUGAAAUGAUAAAAAGAUCAGAUUCUGCCUUUUUUUGGGAAGAGAGAGAUAUCAUGGCCUUUGCCAAUAGUCCCUGGGUGGUUCAGCUCUUUUGUGCCUUUCAGGAUGAUAGGUAUCUGUACAUGGUCAUGGAGUACAUGCCCGGAGGGGAUCUCGUGAACCUUAUGAGUAAUUAUGACGUGCCUGAGAAGUGGGCUAAAUUUUACACUGCGGAGGUCGUGCUUGCCCUGGAUGCAAUACACUCCAUGGGCCUCAUACACAGAGACGUGAAACCGGACAACAUGCUCUUGGAUAAACAUGGACAUCUAAAGUUAGCAGAUUUUGGCACAUGUAUGAAGAUGGAUGAAACAGGCAUGGUGCACUGUGACACUGCCGUUGGGACCCCCGACUACAUAUCACCCGAAGUCCUGCAGUCCCAGGGAGGUGAUGGCUACUAUGGACGGGAAUGUGACUGGUGGUCUGUAGGGGUUUUUCUUUUUGAAAUGCUAGUGGGAGAUACUCCAUUUUACGCAGAUUCACUGGUAGGAACCUACAGCAAAAUUAUGGAUCAUAAAAAUUCACUGUGUUUCCCUGAAGAUGCAGAAAUUUCUGAACAUGCAAAGAAUCUCAUCUAUGCUUUUCUAACAGAUAGGGAGGUACGACUUGGACGAAAUGGGGUAGAAGAAAUCAAACAGCAUCCUUUCUUUAAGAAUGAUCAAUGGAAUUGGGAUAACAUAAGAGAGACUGCAGCUCCUGUGGUCCCUGAACUCAGCAGUGACAUAGAUAGCAGCAAUUUUGAUGACAUCGAAGAUGACAAGGGUGAUGUGGAAACCUUCCCAAUUCCUAAAGCUUUUGUGGGAAAUCAGCUGCCUUUUAUAGGAUUUACCUACUAUAGAGAAAACUUGUUAUUAAGUGAUUCCCCACCUUGUAGAGAAAAUGAUUCAGUACAAUCAAGAAAAAAUGAAGAAAAUCAAGAGAUUCAGAAAAAAUUAUAUGCAUUAGAAGAACACCUUAACAAUGAGAUACAAGCCAAAGAGGAGCUGGAGCAGAAAUGCAAAUCUGUUAAUACUCGCCUAGAGAAAACAGCAAAGGAGCUAGAAGAAGAGAUUACCUUAAGGAAAAAUGUGGAAUCUGCAUUAAGACAGUUAGAAAGAGAAAAGGCGCUGCUCCAGCACAAGAACGCGGAGUACCAGCGGAAAGCCGACCACGAGGCAGACAAGAAGCGGAAUCUGGAAAAUGAUGUUAACAGCUUAAAAGAUCAACUUGAAGAUUUGAAGAAAAGAAAUCAGAACUCUCAAAUAUCCAAUGAGAGAGUGAGUCAACUCCAGAAACAACUGGACGAAACUAAUGCUUUGCUGAGAACAGAAUCUGAUACUGCAGCCCGAUUAAGAAAAACACAGGCAGAAAGCUCAAAACAGAUUCAGCAGCUGGAAUCUAACAACAGAGACCUGCAAGAUAAAAACUGCCUGCUGGAGACUGCCAAGUUAAAACUCGAAAAGGAAUUUCUGAAUCUUCAGUCAGCCCUGGAGUCUGAAAGGAGGGACCGAACUCACGGAUCAGAGAUAAUUAAUGAUUUGCAAGGUAGAAUAUCUGGCCUCGAAGAAGAUUUAAAGAAUGGCAAACUCUUACUAGCAAAAGUAGAAGUGGAGAAGAGGCAGCUUCAGGAGAGACUCACGGAUCUGGAAAAGGAAAAGAGCAACAUGGAAAUAGACAUGACAUACCAACUAAAAGUGAUUCAGCAGAGCUUAGAACAAGAAGAAGCUGAACACAAGACCACUAAAGCACGGUUAGCAGAUAAAAACAAGAUCUACGAGUCCAUUGAAGAAGCAAAGUCGGAAGCCAUGAAAGAAAUGGAGAAGAAGCUGCUGGAGGAAAGAAGCCUGAAGCAGAAGGUGGAGAACCUGCUGCUGGAGGCGGAGAAAAGGUGCUCGCUGCUGGACUGCGACCUCAAACAGUCGCAGCAAAAGCUGAGCGAGCUGCUUGGGCAGAAGGAUGUGCUCAGUGAGGAUGUCAGAAACUUGACAUUAAAAAUUGAGCAGGAGACUCAGAAACGCACCCUCACCCAGAAUGACCUGAAGAUGCAGACGCAGCAGGUGAGCGCCCUCCGGAUGUCGGAGAAGCAGCUGAGGCAGGAGAACAGCCAUCUCACCGAAGUGAAAGCCAGCCUGGAGAAGCAGAACGCCGAGCUGCGCAAAGAGAGGCAAGAAGCAGAUGGGCAAAUGAAGGAGCUCCAGGAUCAGCUCGAAGCAGAGCAGUAUUUCUCAACACUCUAUAAAACGCAAGUUAAGGAACUUAAAGAAGAGUGUGAAGAAAAGACCAAACUUUGUAAAGAGUUGCAGCAGAAGAAGCAAGAGCUGCAGGACGAAAGGGACUCCUUGGCUGCCCAGCUGGAGAUCACACUGACCAAAGCAGAUUCCGAGCAGCUGGCACGUUCUAUUGCUGAAGAACAGUAUUCUGAUUUGGAAAAAGAGAAAAUCAUGAAGGAGUUGGAGAUCAAAGAGAUGAUGGCUAGACACAAGCAAGAGCUUACUGAAAAAGAUGCAACCAUCGCAUCCCUUGAAGAGACUAAUAGGACACUAACUGGUGAUGUUGCCAAUCUUGCAAAUGAGAAGGAAGAAUUAAACAACAAAUUGAAAGAUGCUCAAGAGCAGUUGUCCAAGUUGAAAGAUGAAGAGAUCAGUGCAGCUGCUAUUAAAGCACAAUUUGAGAAACAGCUGCUGACGGAAAGAACGCUCAAGACUCAGGCUGUGAAUAAGUUGGCUGAGAUCAUGAAUCGAAAAGAACCUGUCAAACGUGGAAGUGACACAGAUAUGCGAAGGAAAGAGAAGGAGAACAGGAAGCUACACAUGGAACUUAAAUCUGAACGUGAAAAAUUGACCCAGCAGAUGAUCAAAUAUCAGAAGGAACUGAACGAAAUGCAGGCUCAAAUAGCUGAGGAGAGCCAGAUUCGAAUUGAACUGCAGAUGACACUGGACAGCAAGGACAGCGACAUUGAGCAGCUGCGGUCACAGCUGCAGGCCUUGCACAUCGGGCUGGAUAGUUCCAGCAUAGGCAGUGGACCAGGUGACGCGGAAGCCGACGAUGGGUUUCCAGAAUCAAGAUUAGAAGGAUGGCUUUCGUUACCUGUGCGAAAUAACACUAAGAAAUUUGGAUGGGUUAAGAAGUACGUGAUUGUAAGCAGUAAGAAGAUUCUUUUCUAUGACAGUGAGCAGGAUAAAGAACUAUCUAAUCCUUACAUGGUGUUAGAUAUAGACAAGUUAUUUCACGUGCGGCCUGUUACACAGACAGAUGUAUAUAGAGCAGAUGCUAAAGAAAUUCCAAGAAUAUUCCAGAUCCUGUAUGCUAAUGAAGGAGAGAGUAAGAAGGAACAGGAGUUUCCAGUGGAGCCAGUGGGAGAAAAAUCUAAUUAUAUUUGUCAUAAAGGACAUGAAUUUAUUCCUACUCUUUAUCACUUCCCAACCAACUGUGAGGCUUGUAUGAAGCCAUUGUGGCAUAUGUUUAAGCCCCCUCCAGCGUUGGAGUGCCGUCGCUGCCACAUCAAAUGCCACAAAGAUCACAUGGACAAGAAGGAGGAGGUUAUAGCACCUUGCAAAGUGUAUUAUGAUAUUUCAACGGCAAAGAAUCUAUUGUUAUUAGCAAAUUCUACGGAAGAACAACAGAAAUGGGUUAGUCGGUUGGUGAAAAAGAUACCUAAAAAACCCCCGGCUCCAGAUCCUUUUGCACGCUCAUCUCCUAGAACUUCAAUGAAGAUUCAACAAAACCAGUCCAUGAGACGGCCAAGCCGACAGCUUGCCCCAAAUAAACAAAGCUAACUGCCUUCUGUGAAAGCAGUCAUUCAAGGUGAUCAUUUUCCUCCAGUUAAAACAAGACUGAAAUAUGUUUUCCUCAAAGACUAAUAUGCAUACGUACACAUAGAUGUUCCCCUUUCCCUGUAAUAUAAAGU